AUGCAGUUCAAGAGCCUCAUCAUCACCUCCGCGCUCCUCGGAGCUUCGGCCGUGACGGCACAGACCAAGCCGGACCCCAACGUCGACGUAUCCGUAUUCGAGUUGCGCGCCUUCUCGAACGAAACGGCGAUCGACGGCAAACCCAUCGUCGCAAAGAACGGCUUCCUCGCCAUCAACACCACCUCCGAAGCCAACUGCACCGGCGACCACGCAGGCUACGACUCGACGACCUACACGCAAUUCCUCAUCGGCCUGACCACCUACAACCCAGACGGCGACUCGCAGACCAUCUACGUCGGCACGAACGGCCAGAACCUGCAGGUCGCCGAGCCCGGCAAGGCGCCGGCGGACGAUCAGGUGCCGACGGGCUUCCGGCAGAUCGUGCACUGGGACGACAAGCUGCUGCAGUUCCGCGGCGCCGGCUUCCAGGCGUGUCCGCGGUCCAACUUUGAUGAGUGGAUCGUUUCGGUGCAGCCGGGCGCGCUGCCGACGGCGCCGGAGUGCAACAUCUUUGAUGUGAUUAUCGUGCCGAAGAAUGCGUCGACGGCGCCGAGCUGUACUUAUGCGUAA
Lasiodiplodia theobromae is the source of this 570-nucleotide messenger RNA. Its product is annotated as General substrate transporter. The record is from RefSeq and is a predicted model, not a curated record. NCBI's taxonomy places the organism in Eukaryota, Fungi, Ascomycota, Dothideomycetes, Botryosphaeriales, Botryosphaeriaceae. The transcript has 2 exons. The coding region runs from base 1 to 570 and encodes 189 amino acids.